AUGCGCCUGCAGGAGAUCGUUGAUGGCACGGAGGGUCUCACUCUAAAGGCCGCAGAAGAAGGAGCAAAAUCACAAUCCAGCCAAGCGACAGCAGAGCCAGCACAAGAUGCCAGGCCACAAGCGAUGGCCCCGGAGCUGCCUCCGCAGCUUGCAAUCAACAGCGGCAAGACGGCGGCGGAGAUUAUGGCCGAUCUGAACAAGUCGCCCCUGUUCAUGACGGAGCUGGAGGAGAACGACGACAUCGCAGCGCUGCAGGCACUAGCGUACGAGGGAACGUCGCUGGAGAAUGCCGUGAAUUUCAAGGAGCAGGGUAACGAGUGCUUUCAAGUGAAGCAGUGGUCGGAUGCCAAGGAAUUUUACGGCAAGGGAGUCGCCAUCGUAGUCACCGAGGAGAGGAGGCGGGCGAAAGGCGAGAAGCCCCGAGAAGGAGACCCGGAUGGAGACGAUUCCGAGGAGAUCCGCAAACAGAAAGCCGUGCUUGAGGUUCUGUAUGUCAACAGGGCGGCGUGCGAGCUCGAGCUCAAGAACUACCGGAGCGCCUGGCUCGACUGUGGGCGGGCGCUGCAGCUGAAUCCGAAGAACCUGAAGGCAUACUACAGGAGUGCGAAGGCGUUGCUAGCGGUGGGACGCAUUGCGGAUGCGGAUGAUGCGUGCGCGAGAGGCUUGGCGAUAGACGCGAACAACUCGGCGCUGAAGACUGUGGCGACAGAGAUCAUUAAGAAGGCGGAGCAGAUGGAUGCCAAAGCAAAGAUCGAGAAUGCGAGGAUAGCGAAGGAGAAGAGGCGCGAGAUGCUCAUGAAGGCUGCGCUCAAAGCAAGGAAUAUCAAGGUCAGGAGUACAAAUCAACCACCAGAGAUGGAGGACGCAAAGUUGCAACUCGUGCCAGACCCGGACGAUCCGAGGAGUAGCCUGAGCUUUCCGACUGUUCUGCUGUAUCCGGUGCAUCUGGAGACGGACUUCAUCAAGGCGUUCAACGAGACGGAGAGCCUAGAGCAGCACUUUGGCUAUGUGUUUCCCCUACCUUGGGACACUCAAGGGGUGUAUACGACAAAUGGGGUGGAGUGCUACAUGGAGACACUUGCUGGCGGUUUGAUCAAGGUUGGCAAGAAAGUCCCCCUGCUUAAGGUGCUCGGAACUGGCAAGGUUGAGGUGGUAGAUGAAGUUGUCAAAAUCUUCGUGGUACCAAAAGCGAAGGCAGACGCCUGGGUCCAAGAGUUCAAGACGAAGAAGGCGGCGGAGCUGAAGGGCACGUCGUGA
Molecule: messenger RNA, 1257 nt
Organism: Phaeoacremonium minimum UCRPA7
Lineage: Eukaryota; Fungi; Ascomycota; Sordariomycetes; Togniniales; Togniniaceae
Product: putative tpr repeat protein
Exons: 1
Coding region: 1-1257 (418 amino acids)
Biological process (GO): protein folding
Molecular function (GO): Hsp90 protein binding
Source: RefSeq, a predicted model, not a curated record